Molecule: messenger RNA, 1035 nt
Organism: Truncatella angustata
Lineage: Eukaryota; Fungi; Ascomycota; Sordariomycetes; Amphisphaeriales; Sporocadaceae
Product: short chain dehydrogenase
Exons: 2
Coding region: 1-1035 (344 amino acids)
Source: RefSeq, a predicted model, not a curated record
AUGAGCUCUUCCAUCGAUCUGGCUCCCUUUCAAGGGUCGUAUUUCAACCAGUUCUUGCAUUCCCAAUUCCGUACGAAGGCGCCCUCCAUGACCACAGAUGUCAGCGGCCAGACGGGUAUUAUCAUCGGCGGAAACGGCGGUGUUGCUUUUGAGGCAGCCCGUAUCCUGCUUGCACAUAAGAUCUCCAGGUUGAUACUCACCGUACGCAACCCCGCCAAGUUCGAGAAAGAUGUUGCUCCCUUGAGAAAGGCCCAUGCCUCGUCUCGGAUCGAAGUGUGGCCGCUUGACCUGCUUUCGUAUGACUCGAUCAGGGCCUUUGCUCAGCGCUGCGAGACACUUGAUUCGAUCCACUUUGUCAACAUCAGCGCAGGCGCAAUAAUCGGCAAAUUUGAGAUCAACAAGCCUACCGGGCACGAAACGAACUUUCAAGUCAACUAUCUCUCCGCCGUCUACCUUGCAAUGCUUCUCCUUCCCAUUCUCAAAGGUAGACACCCCGCAGGACGUCCAAGCCAUCUCACCAUGGUCAGCUCGGGACUCAUCUACGUUGGCGCGUUCAACGAGCAGAAGUUCGAGCGCCUGUUCGCGGCCUUUGACGACCCCAAGAACUUCGCGUUCCCGGGCAGCGACAGGUACACGACGGCCAAAAUGAUGCUGCUCAUGUUUCUGGUCAGGGUCAAGGACUGCGUGAGCCCGGACGAGGUCGUCGUCAACGUGGUGGACCCGGGCUUCAUGCGCAACGGGGGGCUCGACCGGAACGUGCACUGGGCGCUGAGGCCGCUGGGCUCGGCCUUCAGGGCCGCGGCGGGCCGUUCGACGAGAGAAGGAGCGAUGACCUACAUUGACGCCUCCGUGCUGAAGGGAAAGGAGUCCCACGGGAGUUUCUUGUACAACUGGACCGUCGCCCCGUUCUGCAGGAUGAUGUACACUGCCGAGGGGAGGAAGCUGACGGACAGGGUCUGGGAUGAAACACUGCAAGAGUUUGAAUUCGCAGGAGUUCGACAAAUCCUGGCUAGCAUGCAGGGCAAGUCGCUGUGA